AUGAGAGUCUCUCUCUCUCUGUCUUUAUCGCUCGAAUGUCUGUCUGUGUUCGCCUAUGCAUGCAAUGCAGCUGGUUGCGAAGCACCGAACAACGGUCUUAUUCCGUGGAAACAAGCACACAGAGAGCGGCAAAUACCAAGCGGCAGCGUUGCCGCUGCUGUUUCUGCUGGUGCUACCGGGAAGCUCGCUGGCCAAGACACUGGGGAGGAGCUUUUGGGUUCGGAACUUGCGUUGCUGCUGCAGCUAUCAUCGAGUCCUAUCAGUCUCGGCGGCAAUCGCGGCAUGCAGUCUGUUUCCUUAGGGGCAGCGCUGCCUUUCCAGCUUCCUAUGGGUGUCUCUGCCUUCGCUCGCGUCAAUGCCGAAUUGCCGCUAGAACCCCUUCAGGAGUUGUAUCAGCAGCAGCUGCAGCCUGAGGACAAGAGGGACGCUGAGAGAGCGCCGCUGCAGUGGCAGACAUUCGCAUGCAGCAAGGAGAACUUGCUGCAACUGCAGCGGCAGGUGCAGCAACAGCUGCUCAGGCUGCAGCAGAGUGGGCUGCGUGGGGAGGUCCUCCUAGGAGUGCAAACACCACACGCGCUUGGCUGCGGUGGAGUGCUGCGUUGUCUCGCGAGCUUGGACAAGGAAAAGCCAAGGCUCACUUUCUCAGCGUCUCAGGGAGGCAACGAGGUGGCCCUUACCCUGAGUAAACUCCGGUUGCUAGGGUUUGCUCUCCAGAGCUCCUUGGAUAUCAAUAAGUCUAAAGUCGCUGUCGAGACGGCCUACAACUUUGAACAGGGAGAGACAUCCAUGCGGGUUGCUGCGGCAGGCCUUACAGGGGCAGCCACGAGAGGCCUCCUUCCCACUUUGCUUGGAGUGGAGGUUCGCGCGAGAGGCCCCUUGGGAAGCCCCCUAAGGGGCAAGGCAGCACAAGAGGGGCUGGCGACAGCUGCAGAAGGAGCGAGUAGCUUCGCCGAAAAACCCCUCGCAGAAGCGGCACAUGCAGAGGCAGGAAAAGCAGAGAAGGAUAAAGGCCUUAAGGGCCAGCGUUCCGAAGGGAAUAACCGGAUGGCAGGGCUAAGUGAGGCGCCAGACGUCUCCAUGGGCUUGACAUUUGCCUUCGGAGAGAAGGGUGACCUUCUUGUUGAACCGAAGUUCCACCUAGGGGAAAGGUGA
This is a messenger RNA of Cyclospora cayetanensis, 1152 nucleotides long. RefSeq lists its product as uncharacterized. The coding region runs from base 1 to 1152 and encodes 383 amino acids. The transcript is spliced from 6 exons. The record is from RefSeq and is a predicted model, not a curated record. Lineage: Eukaryota; Apicomplexa; Conoidasida; Eucoccidiorida; Eimeriidae.